Marasmius oreades (fairy-ring Marasmius) is the source of this 1005-nucleotide messenger RNA. RefSeq lists its product as uncharacterized. The record is from RefSeq and is a predicted model, not a curated record. The coding region runs from base 1 to 1005 and encodes 334 amino acids. NCBI's taxonomy places the organism in Eukaryota, Fungi, Basidiomycota, Agaricomycetes, Agaricales, Marasmiaceae. Gene Ontology annotation, molecular function: carbon-oxygen lyase activity, acting on phosphates. The transcript is spliced from 6 exons.
AUGACGCUCCUCAACCGGAUUUUUUCGCUCAUAUCAGGUUUCCAAAUCGCCCCUGCUUCCUUCGGAUACAUUAUCGCCCCUCCGGAACUUCCCUGCGCUAGCCUCGAUGUGAAGUCUGAAAUUAAGCGUUUCCUGCAGAGCGUGUCCUAUGAGACCCCCUCUGUUAAAUUUGACAAAGAUGGUCUCAAGGAGGCAGUCUUGAAAGAGAUCGCAACAUGGAAUGCCAACGACGGGCACCACGGCAAGCUCUAUGAUAGAAUUGCUGAUCAAGCGGCUGCACUCGUAGAGUAUUCCUACUUCCACCAUGGGUUUGAUGCCAAAGUGCAGUUUGCUCUCUACUCGUGGUUUAUGAUCUUUAUCGACGACCUUUCAAAACGGAUGCCCAAUGCAAUAACCGAAUUCCAGCACCGUAUCCUCCUUCACAAACCUCAACUUGACCCCGCUCUCGAACAGUUUCCCAGAAUACUCGGCAAUCUAUACCUGCACUGGGACCCCAUCUGCGCUAACUCGAUGGUGUGUGCUGCGUUAGAGUUCAUUAGUGGAACAGUUAUGGAAGACAAGAAGGAGAUUGAAACAAUGCUGCCUCAUCCCUACGCCGAAAAUUGGCCGAAAUUCCUUCGCUCAAAGACAGGUAUUGCGCCUGCCUACUCCUAUGCUGUGUUCCCUCGGACCGCCCAUCCCGACAUGUCGGUUUAUGUUCAGGUUCUGCCCGAUAUGGAGGACUUCAUUAACCUUGGCAAUGACAUUCUCUCGUUCUACAAAGAGGACCUCGCCGGCGACGAAAUGACCUACGUUUCGUUCAGAGCCAAAAUCACCGGAAAACGUCCGCUUCGUGUUCUUUCUGAAAUGGUCGACGAGAUCACGCGCUCUCAUGAACGUAUCUUAAAGGUCCUUUCAGACUAUCCAGAAGCCUUGAAAUGGUGGCUCACCUUUGAAAGAGGCUACAUCGGAUGGCAUUUGUCUUUGAAGCGAUAUAGGUUGUCCGAAAUUGGUCUACAGAUGUAA